This is a messenger RNA of Sarcophilus harrisii (Tasmanian devil), 1282 nucleotides long. It is a transcript of the gene CCN6, whose product is annotated as cellular communication network factor 6. The transcript has 5 exons. The coding region runs from base 1 to 1131 and encodes 376 amino acids. Lineage: Eukaryota; Metazoa; Chordata; Mammalia; Dasyuromorphia; Dasyuridae. Gene Ontology annotation, molecular function: heparin binding; integrin binding. Gene Ontology annotation, cellular component: extracellular matrix; extracellular region. The record is from RefSeq and is a predicted model, not a curated record. Gene Ontology annotation, biological process: signal transduction; cell adhesion.
AUGAGCAGGCCCAGUCUUCUCUCUAUCUCUCAUUUUUCCUUGGAGGCUGAGCGUAGUAACAUGAAGGGACUGCUCUCCUUCUCUCUUCUCAUCACUACUUGGACUUCUCAGUCCUAUUGCAGGGCUCAAGGCAACAGUCAAGCUGCUGAUGGAGAGUCUGAAGCAAAGGUAAUAAAAGUUCCUGAAGUGCAUCACAGGAAAGAGUUCUGCCAUUGGCCCUGUCAGUGCCCUCAGCAGAAGCCCAGGUGCUCACCAGGGGUGAGCCUGGUGAAGGAUGGCUGUGGGUGCUGUAAAAUCUGUGCUAAGCAGCAUGGGGACACCUGCAACGAGGCGGAGGUCUGUGAUCCCCACAAAGGUCUUUACUGUGAUUAUUCGGUGGACAAACCUAGGUAUGAGACAGGAGUGUGUGCAUAUCUCAUAGCUGUAGGAUGUGAACUCAACAAGGUGCAUUAUCACAAUGGCCAAGUUUUUCAACCCAAUCCCCUGUACAAAUGCCUAUGUGUGAGUGGUGCCAUUGGGUGUACCCCCUUAUUUAUACCAAAGCAAGUAGAUAGUCAAUGCUCCGGCCCCAAAGGUGGCAAAAAGUCUGACCAGUCCUACUGCAGCUUGAAACUGCUGCAACAGCAGAUAUCAACAAGCUACCAAGCCAUGCCAGUAUAUAAGAAUCUCCCACUUUUCUGGAAGAGGAAAUGCCUUGUGCAGGCCACAACAUGGACACCUUGUUCUAGAACAUGUGGGCUAGGAAUUUCCAAUAGGGUGACCAAUGAAAAUAGUCACUGUGAAAUGAGGAAAGAAAAAAGACUUUGUUAUAUUCAGCCUUGUGACAGUAACAUAUUAAAAGCUGUGAAGAUACCCAAAGGAAAAACAUGCCAGCCUACUUUUCAACUUUCUAAAGGAGAGAAACUUUCCUUUUCUGGAUGUUUGAGUACUCAGAGCUAUAAACCAACUUUCUGUGGAAAAUGCUUGGAUAAGAGAUGCUGCAUUCCCAAUAAGUCUAAGAUGAUAACCAUACAAUUUGAUUGCCCAAAUGAAGGGUCAUUUAAGUGGAGGAUGAUGUGGAUCACCUCUUGUGUAUGUCAGAAAAUCUGCAGGGAUCCGGGGGAUAUCUUUUCUGAACUUAAGAUUCUAUAAAGAGUUUUAACUAAAAAGAGUAAAUAUUAAACAUUAAUGUUAGUAUAAGCAUAAUCUUUACAACACCAAAUACUUCUUCCAAUAAUUCCUGUGGCUAAAAAAAGUGAAAAAAUACAUUAAUGAUAAAAAGAGUAAGCAUUAGUUAUGUCUA